AUGAACGCCAAUCACUUCCUUUCCUUUGUCAUCCUGGCCAUUCUCACCCUCCUGUCAGCGGCUUAUCCAUACGAGAUUCCGGCUAACUAUGUGGAGCAGCGAGAAGCCAAGAGGUUUCGCGGUGAGCCGAUCAGAUUCGGGGAGCGCUCGCCAAGGGAACCAAUCCGCUUCGGAAAGCGAACGCCCGCCGAGGAGCUCGAAGAUUUUCUUUAU
Mesorhabditis spiculigera is the source of this 213-nucleotide messenger RNA. The record is from the annotation of a GenBank genome assembly. Lineage: Eukaryota; Metazoa; Nematoda; Chromadorea; Rhabditida; Rhabditidae.